Molecule: messenger RNA, 747 nt
Organism: Gongylonema pulchrum
Lineage: Eukaryota; Metazoa; Nematoda; Chromadorea; Rhabditida; Gongylonematidae
Source: the annotation of a GenBank genome assembly
UUGCAACCCGCGUUUCAGGAACCAGUUGAUAUUGAAAAAGGUCUGCUGCCGGAACAACAAAGCCGAAUCGCCAAAAGCUUGCAGUUCGACGGGAAAAAAACUCAGCUGGCAGCGGAGCAAAUUAAGCGGCUAUACGAUCUCUUUAUCGGUGUCGAUGCAACCCAGGUGGAAAUAAAUCCAUUUGUUGAGACAGCCGACGGAUUACCAUACUGCGUUGAUGCCAAACUGAAUUUUGAUGAUAGCGCAGCGUUCCGACAUCCGGAUAUCUUUCAAAUGGAAAGCCUCGACAAUAUCGAUCCCCGAGAAGCACAAGCAAAAGCGAACAAUCUUAAUUAUAUACCGCUGGAGGGCAACAUUGGAUGCCUUGUGAAUGGUGCUGGCCUUGCGAUGGCAACAAUGGACUUGAUUAAAUUGCACGGCGGCGAUCCGGCUAAUUUUUUGGAUGUUGGUGGCGGAGUAACCGAAGACCAAGUGACCGCUGCUUUUAACGUUAUUAUGACCGAUCCACAGGUUAAAGCAAUUCUUGUGAACAUUUUUGGUGGUAUCGUGAACUGCGCGACAGUUGCAAAAGGCCUCAUUGCAGCGUUCAACAAAACUGGCCUGAAGAUUCCAAUGGUUGUACGCUUGGAAGGAACAAAUGUGAAAGCAGCACAAGAAUUGUUGCAGAAUAGCAAUCUUCCAAUCAUCGCAGCGGAUAGUUUCGAGGAUGCUGCUAAAAGAGCUGCAGCGUGUGUCAGUUCAUCUUGA